This is a messenger RNA of Phalacrocorax carbo (great cormorant), 1792 nucleotides long. The record is from RefSeq and is a predicted model, not a curated record. Lineage: Eukaryota; Metazoa; Chordata; Aves; Suliformes; Phalacrocoracidae.
AGUGGUGUUGGAAGCAGCUCCCCCAUGGCUGCAGCCAGUGGCGAGGGGCUGGCACAGACCCCACUCCUGCCAGCCAGCACUGCCCUGGCCCUUCUCGGCAUCCUGGUCUACCUGGGCACCCUGUGUGCUGCCUGCAGACGCAAGGGCAGGAAGAAGAAGGUCCCUCCGGAUGGGGUGAAGCUGGUUGACGAGUCCCUGCUCAGACAGACACAGCUGCGGUCGCUCAGCAAGUCUGACACGAAGCUGCAUGAGCUAUACCGGGUGAAGGCCAGGGAUGACACUCAGCGGCCAGCCAGCCUGGAUUUCCCCUGCACCGUGUUCCCCCCCACCGAUGCCAACUCCCUGCACAGCUCCAGCAUCAGCGUCCUCCUGCACCGUGAGCUGCCCCAGAUCCCUGUCCCUGAGCCCCGAGCUGUCUCCCCGGCCCCCGAUCAGACCUACUCCAACCUGCUCUUCACCCCGCUGCGGAAGCCAGUGCCAGACACUGUCUAUGAGUGCCUGGCGAUGGGGGGGGAGGAUGCACCGGUGUCCCCUGCACCCACCAGCACCCAGCUGUCCCCACCCCGCGCUGGGCAUGGGUCAGCCGAUUAUGCCUGUGUCCGCAAGGUGAAGAAGAUGGUGCCCACGGAGGUGCAGGAGGGGGCCGUGGCAGGGCCUCACGCAGCCCCACGGUGCUGGGACAGUGAUGCCUCCCAGGUGAAGCUGGAAGAGAUGUACUCGACGGUGUGCAAAACCACCAAGAAGAAAACCCAGGUCCCUGCAUCAUCCCCAAGGGCAGCGAGGGAGGCGGGUGCUGGGCGGUCGCUCCCCUGCCAGGAGGAGGGUGCCUCAGCCGGGUGCUGGUCCCCAGCAGGCCAAGGUCCCCCUGACCCCUGCUACGAGUCCAUCAGCGACAGAGCCUGGACUGCUCAGGGCCACGGCCCCGACCCAGACUAUGAGGCCGUGAACGUUAACUGGAAGAAGGCGGCGAAACGGGACAAACUGGGGAAGCCUUGUGCCCCUGAGAACCUGUACGAAAGUGUCAGUGACAUUUGGGCGGGGGAGCCCCGUCGAGCCUCUGCUAGGACGGCAGCGAAUGGGCUGGAGGUGUACAUCACCAACCUAUAGCAUCCCCCCGGGAGCGGGGUCCUUGCUGCAGGGUGGUCCCAUCCUGAACAGAUGCCGUCAGGGUGGGGAUUCCUCUGGGAGUGGCUUUCCAUGGGUUGAGCCUCCCGGGGACAGGCGCACACGAGCCCAGUGCCCGCCGGUGUGGCUACAUCCCUGCAAGUGCUUUCUUUAUAUAUUUUAUGUUACUUUUCUGUAAGUCCUGUCCUGGGGGCUCAUCCUGACUUUGGGAUGAUCAGGGAGUCUGCAGGGUGAUGUCUGGCCUGAGCCGGGUGCUGGGUGCCAUGUGGGAGCCCAGUGGGCCAGGGCUGGUGCUGCCACCAAGAUGGGAACUGGGUUGGGACCGGUCAUGUUUUGGACUGGGUGGUGGCAGGGCUGUGGGCGAGCCCUGUAGGCCUGGGCUGCAGGAUCAGGUCCCUUCUCAGUGGGGUUAUGUCUUGAGUGAGGGUCUCUGUCCUCUUCCCUCUGCCUAGGGGAGAGCAGGCACCUGUCCAGCCCCCAGAAAGCCCAGAAGAGCUUUGUUCCCAUCACUGAACAUCCCCAAGGCUGGUUAUGGGGACUGGAACAGCAGCUCUGGCCGUGGCUGGGGUCAGCCACAUGCCUCAGUACAAGGCAGGAUGGAGCAUGGGCCAUGGGCUCUGGUCUGGGAUAGCUGCCUGUCCCCCAACACCUGCUCCCACCUUUCAGA